CCUUGGCGGUGUCUCCUUAUAACCACUCCGGAACGAAACCAUCACCUGAGCUGAGUGUCCGUUUGCUGUCAUUCUCCGGAGGGAAGCCUGCUGGUGCGAUCGUGGCAUCAGUCGAGUGGAGCAGCGGCAAGCGCUGUCCGUAUGUAAAUGAACCACUGCAGCCAAGUGUGUGCGUGUGUUUUUUUUCCACUUGAGGAUCUUCGUGGAUGAAGUGACUGUCCAGCCAAGCACUUCGGCGUGCUGAAAUUCAAGAUUAGUGCGGAUAGAGAUUCAAAAAAAGAAGCAGUUCAACGCGGAGAUUGUCAUCGCCUGGACUUGAGCACACUCCACUGGCCUUGAAGGUACACACACUGAGUUGGAGCAGCAGCAGCAGCUGAAGCAUAAGUUCAACAAGGUUUUUGCCGCCUCCUUACUGACCAUGUGGAGUGUGUGUGUGACGUUCCUGGCGGCGGCGCUCGCCUCCCUCACCUCGGGAGACACUGACGCCCACAGAGCGAAACACGACAGCAACUUUGAGCUCUAUAAGCGCUUGUUUGAGACAAAAAGAAAAGAUCAGCUCAACGCACUGAAGAAUCUGGUGGAACUGAACGAUAUUAACCAGCAAUAUAAGAUAAUCGACAUCAUGCUGAAAGGCCUUUUUAAGGUUUUGGAAGACUCCAGAGAAAUCCUGGUCUCAGCCAACAUGCAGCCCAAUGACCCGUUCCCUCUGGAUGAUAAAAUCAAAGAAGCUUAUUCCCACAUCGUGGAAAACACAGCAUUUUUUGGCGACGUGGCGCUGCGCUUUCCUCGCAUUGUUCACCAUUAUUUUGAUCGGAACGCUGACUGGAGUGGACUGCUUCGCUGGGGGCUUAAUUUUUGUAACCAGACUGGAGUUUUCACAGGAGGAGCCCAUCAACAUGUCCUUUCACUGAUGUCGCAGGAACUGGGAAUAAUCGAAAAAUCUCCAGACUUUAUCAACCCUUACCGGACAGAAAGAGAUGAUGUCCUUCACACUGCGGAGGCCUUCCAGAAGAUCCUGAGGGAGGAAGAGAAGAGGAGGAGGAAGGAGGAGAAGAGGAAAGAAAUCCGAAAAGGCCCUCGCAUAUCUCGCUCCCGCGGCGAGCUAUAGCAACGUACCUCAACAAGGCUUAGUGAAGAGGGAGAAACAAGAAGGGAACAAGCAAUUCAAGAAGGUUUACCUCGCAGACUCUGAUUACAGAGUAAGAAAAGUGGCCGUCACGAAAGACGUGUAUCGAGGAAGAUCAUACAAAACAUCGACGUGAUGUUUAAAAAAAAAAAAGGUAUUUUUGGGUGGGGGGGUUCAGAAUCGCUGUACUCUUUGACUGAUUUAUUAUGAGAUUAUCAUCAAGCAUUUAAGGUUACAAUAAGGUUUAAAUAUGUGUUUUGGAAUUAGGUUCGUGUAUGUUAUUGACUUCAAAGCUUUCCACCAGAUUGUGCUGUUUUGUCUAGAUUGACUGUCUAUUUUAAAUCCGUAUGACACUUUCAGUUUUGUUUUACAAGAAACCAAUGAAGAUACUUUCACUUUUGUUUUACAAGAAACCAAUGGCCAAACAAUGCCACACCUUUUCUCUGAGUAUGCUGUCUGCACAGUAUUAAUUUUCCAUUUUGGAUUUAUAUCAUUCUGACUGUUAAAAUAUGCACACCAGCCACAACAUUACUUUCCUGCUAAAAAGAAAAAAAAUAUGAAAGGGGGAAAAAAAAAACAGCUGAGUGAUCAAAUGUUCAGGUGUUUGGUUGUGCACUUGCUGCUGGACUUGCUGGCGAGAGCACAAAAACACAACAAAAACAUGCUGAUUAUUGAUGUAUUUAUAUUCUCAGCAGGGUGAGAUCCAAUGUAGACUGUGAAAGGCUAGAACAAGCCUGUGUUUGCAAAAAUGUCCCCCCACCCCCACCCAUUAUCUAGCUGAAUUAGGUAACCAAAACUACUUUUGUGAUCAAAUGCACAUCUGAAUAACUGUAAUCUACAUUACCUGUACCUUUCCUACAAUACUAAUGUAAACAUUCAAACUCAUGCAUUAGAUUCGAAUCUCCUUAGAAUGUGUAUCUCUGUUUUGCCCGAUGAAGGCAUAUUGUCACCACAGAAUGAACAAGCCAUUUAUUUAGGAUGAAAUGGAAUUAAAAAAAAAGUGACAGUUCUAAGUCUAA
Messenger RNA from Syngnathus typhle (broad-nosed pipefish), 2145 nucleotides. RefSeq names its product coiled-coil domain-containing protein 134-like. NCBI's taxonomy places the organism in Eukaryota, Metazoa, Chordata, Actinopteri, Syngnathiformes, Syngnathidae. The record is from RefSeq and is a predicted model, not a curated record. Bases 419 to 1108 code for a protein of 229 amino acids. The transcript is spliced from 8 exons.